AUGAUGAAUUUUCUUGCAUUGAUCUCUGCAUUUGGGAUAAUAGCCAUAGCCCAUUUGUUACACCAUGGAUUUACAGAAGCCACUCCAACAUUUAUGUACUUGUCAGAACCCAAAGGAACUGUUCAAACCAUCAAGACUUUAAACGGAGAUAUUAUCGAUUGUGUUAAUAUCUACAAACAAAUAAGUUUCGACAAUCCAUUGAUUAAGAGCUCGCAACUCGAUCUUAACUUGGAGCAGAUGAAAAGGGAUAACUAUAUCCCCAAGAAUGUCCAGGACUGGCAUAUAUAUGGAGAAUGCCCAUUUCAAACAGUCCCCAUUCUAAGAUCCCGUAGACGUCAAACUUCCUCGUUUCAUUCACUUCCAGCCAUCAAAAAUGUUGAAAUUCAGAAUCAUAAGCAUGCAAUGGUAUCGAAUAAAAAAGGAAACUACUAUGGAGGUUCUGCAAUAUUCAGUGUUUCGAACCCUCGAACUGAGGAAGGUGAUUUCAGUUUAGUGCAACUUAUGCUUGCAACUGAUCAUGGCACACCGAAAUCAAACUCUAUUGAAGCCGGUUGGAUAGUCCAUCCCCACAUGUAUGGAGACAAUAAAACAAGGUUUUUCAUAUAUUGGACAUACGAUAACCUAGUUUAUGCGGCAAUGCAGAAUAAUGGCUAUAACGGUACAGGAUGUUAUAAUCUCAUAUGCCCUGGCUUCGUGCAAACAAGCCAAACAUUUUCCAUCGGCGCGCCCCUACCGAUAAAUUCCAAAUUGGACAAUAUAAUAUUGACCGAGAUACAAAUUUCUGUCUAUAAGGCAGUCACAGGUGACUGGUGGCUCAAAGUGAACAAUGAAACGAUAGGAUAUUGGCAACAUGAUCUUUUCAGCAAUUUAGGUGCAAACGCCAAUCAAAUUUUAUGGGGCGGAGAUGUCUACUCAAAACCUUCACGUCGUGGGUUCCACACGACUACUCAGAUGGGCAUGGGGGCAUUUCCUAAAUAUAACAAUAUAGCUAGUCAUGUCCGCAAUCUUCAAGUCAUGAAGGAGACAAACGAAUGGAAGACUCCUUCUCAUUGGUCUCUUAAAGAAAUGAUAUCAAACUCUAAUUGUUAUGACUUAAAAUUUCCAAGUAUUUUUGUAAGGAAAGAGAAUUGGAGGGUUUAUUUUUAUUACGGAGGUUAUGGAUAUUCCGACAAAUGUCCAUAUUAA
This is a messenger RNA of Impatiens glandulifera, 1185 nucleotides long. RefSeq lists its product as uncharacterized. NCBI's taxonomy places the organism in Eukaryota, Viridiplantae, Streptophyta, Magnoliopsida, Ericales, Balsaminaceae. The transcript has 7 exons. The record is from RefSeq and is a predicted model, not a curated record. The coding region runs from base 1 to 1185 and encodes 394 amino acids.